This is a messenger RNA of Coprinopsis cinerea okayama7#130, 2348 nucleotides long. Its product is annotated as VID27 cytoplasmic protein. NCBI's taxonomy places the organism in Eukaryota, Fungi, Basidiomycota, Agaricomycetes, Agaricales, Psathyrellaceae. The record is from RefSeq and is a predicted model, not a curated record. Gene Ontology annotation, cellular component: nucleus; cytoplasm. The coding region runs from base 33 to 2348 and encodes 771 amino acids. The transcript has 12 exons.
GACCAAGACGAUCAUCUCUCCCAUUCUCUGCCAUGAAUAUCUUUCGAAGCAUUAUCGGAAAAGUUUGGCAUGACCCGAAUGCAGCAGAAGUAGUCAAAAUUGAGAACGGCCAAUUCUACUUGACUCGCGCUGGUAUCUUGCGGAGCAACAGAGAAUGCAUUUACAAUGAAGCAAUGAUCACUAUCCGUCGCAUUCCUUCAGUGGAGCACAACUUCGAGUUGGUUGUGACAAGGGUCUACGAAGAUGAGGACCAGGAGUUGCUCGAAGACGAGGAUGAGACUGACGAAGAACGCGUUUAUCUGAUCAGUCAAGAACUCGAGUUUAGAGCCGGCGAAACCGAUGGCGAGCCGACCUUCAUAUGGAGGGAUCUCCACGGCGAUGUUGAUGAAGCGUUUGAGUUCGUCGCAACCGGUACGAACGCCCCUACCAGAGCGUUUUUCGAAACAUGCAUGUACCGCGCCAUGUAUGAGCGCAAGUACAGAAGAAGUGCCGAUGCGACUUCAGAUGCCGAUCUCGAAGAGUUCAUAUACAAGCCUCCUGCACCGAAAUCUGCUUCAAGACCUCGCAAGAAGGUUCCAAAGGAAGAGCCUGUAGCAGCUCAACCCCUCGAAGCCGUCGAAGACGUUCCUCCUUCCCCUCCUCCCUCUCAACAGGAUAUCGUGGAGGCUCUGCCAGAAGUAGAUCGUCUAGGGCCACCGAGGGAAGUUCCUAACCUGGAGCCGGUUAUCACUAGCGAAGCUGAACUUUACCUCUGGGACUUUGAGGAGGCAGAGUUCAAGAACAAUGGCAUCGUGCUGGCCCGUCUAUGCAGAAAGUAUGACGACCCAUUUUCCUACUGGAUCGUAGCUGCGACCGACGAAGGAACCUUGUUGGCGCACACCUUAACCGCAGAUACUAAUCCUAAGUGGUCUCAUCACAUGCUAUCUCUCACCUGGAAUAACGUCAGUGAUUCCGGGCGGCCAAACAGCUGGCUUUUCCGCUGGAAAGACGAAGAUGACUACUCGAAUUACAUGACUACCUUCAUUCGAGCUCAGUGGGAGAGCGCUCACAGAAUGCCGUGGGAUAAGAUCAAGGUUGAGGAGCAAAAUUAUGUUAUGAGUGCCAUUGAUGAAGAUGUGGAGAUGAGGGACGUUCAAGACGAAUCCGAGGAAGAGGAGGAGAUCGCGGCCGCGUUGGAUCCUGACGAGGAGCCCAGUGAAGACGAGGAGGAAGAGGAACCACUGAGCGAAGAUGAAGACAGUCCAGCACCAGCCAAGGGCGAUCGCAACUCGCAGCUUACUGUGGGUUACAAGGGAGACAGGUCAUUCGUUGUCCGCGGAAACAACAUAGGCGUGUUCAGCCACAAGGGCAAGAACUCCGUCAAGUAUUAUGCCACUAUCAGCAAACUUGCUACUCCCAAAGGCAAGGAAUUCCGACCCGACCAUGUUAUGCUUCAUGACCAAGAUUCGAAGAUGGUGAUGAUGAACUCCGGCCAUCCCAAUACCCUUUUCAACCUCGACAUCGAACGCGGAAAGAUUGUCGAGGAGUGGAAAGUCCAUGACGAAAUCGGCGUCAACAGUAUCGCACCCGAGAGCAAAUUCGCACCCACUACUCGCGAACAAACACUUGUCGGGACAUCGCACAAUGCACUCUUCCGGAUCGAUCCUCGGAUGUCCGGCAGUAAGCUCGUCGACAGCCAGUACAAGCAAUACGCUAGCAAGAACAAGUUUAGCGGUGUCGUCACCACAGCGGCCGGCAAACUGGCUGUUGCGAGUGAGAAAGGUGAUAUUCGUCUGUUCGAUACCAUCGGCAAGAACGCGAAGACAGCCCUGCCACCUCUCGGAGAUCCUAUUCUGGGCAUCGAUGUGACCGCAAAUGGUCGUUAUAUUGUGGCCACCACUAAGACCUACCUGCUGCUUAUUGACACCUUGAUCGGGGAUGGAAGAUAUGCGGGCUCGCUAGGCUUCGACAAGAGCUUCCCUGCCACAUCCAAGCCCAAACCUAAACGGCUACAGCUGAAGCCAGAGCACGUUGCGUAUAUGGGCAAUAACAUCACUUUUACCCCAGCGCGGUUUAAUCAAGGCCAAGACCAAGAAGAGAACGCGAUCGUCACGUCUACCGGGCAGUAUGUAGUCGCCUGGGACUUUGCCAAAGUCAAGAAAGGAUUCUACGACAAGUACGAGAUCAAGAAGUACGAGGACCAUGUGGUUCAAGACAAUUUCAAGUUUGGUGAUGAUAAGGAAAUUAUUGUUGCGUUGGAUAACAAUGUCCUCGCAAUCAACAAGAAGAACCUGAAGAAGCCCACGAGACAAUCGCUGGCUCCCAACUUUGGUUACAGUCGUUCCGCCAUUGUCAAUUCGCCGUAUUGA